UCAGCAGCAGCGGCUUAGAGACUAGUGCUAGACCACUGUGUUGUGCAGGAACAGGCACGGCAUAGCUGAAAACCGCCAGCGGAACAAAUGAAAACGAAAACUACUCUUUCAUGUGGAUUAAUUCAGGGGCGAGACACUCUGUCGAAGCGAGAAGCUCUUUAAGCGAAUUGGGACCGACUGACGAGGAUUGGGACAUUAGCUACUGUACGAUAACACCGCCGAAUGGUUUCUCUUGCCCCGCCGCUAAGGUUGCUGGCUAAGAGGAACAGCCAAUAAUGCACGGCAUCUGCUCUGCAGCCACACCCACUUCCUGCCUGUAGAGGAAGCGGCUGUGCCAGCAUGUCCUCUCAUCCCCAGUCUGUGCCGCCGGGUCGAAGGGCUGUGGAUACACGGCACCUGCCAAACCCUGCCAGUUUACCACUGCAGCUGCAACGGGCACACACGGAAGUGGGACUGGUUGACUACCACUCUCACCAUGCCAGGGACUACAGCUCCCACCUGGCCCAGCCCCAUCGCCGUCGGCCCUCCUUACUUUCAGAGUUUCAGCCUGGGAAUGAGAGAGGACAAGAGCAGCAUAUCCGCUAUGAUCACAUCUACCUGCAAGAGCCCAGCGGCCAAUCUGAGGUGGAGUAUGCAGAGAUCAAAAGGCCUCGUUUAGAAAUGGGACCAGAGUCUCUAAUGAGGCCCUCAUCCCACCGGCCUCAACUGCCUCUGGGAGGGGCUGAGGAUAUGGCAAAGGACCGUGGAAGUGCCAUGGGGAAGCUGGAGCCAAUCUCUCCUGUGAGCCCGGUUCAUAUGGACCCUGACUUGGAUCUGGUGCCGGCUCGCUUCUCCAAGGAGGAGCUCAUCCAGAACAUGGACCGCGUGGACAGGGAGAUCACCAUGGUGGAGCAGCAGAUCUGCAAGCUUCGCAAGAAACAGCAACAGCUGGAGGAGGAGGCUGCAAAGCCACAUGAGCCAGAGCGACCCAUCUCACCACCACCCAGCGAGGCCAAGCAUCGCAGCCUGGUGCAAAUCAUCUAUGAUGAGAACAGGAAAAAGGCAGAGGAGGCUCACAGGAUACUGGAGGGACUGGGACCCAGGGUAGAAUUGCCUCUGUACAAUCAGCCUUCUGAUACCAAGCAGUACCAUGAGAACAUCAAAAUAAACCAGGCGAUGAGGAAGAAGCUCAUCUUGUACUUCAAGAGGAGAAAUCAUGCUCGUAAGCAGUGGGAACAGAAGUUUUGUCAGCGCUAUGACCAGCUAAUGGAAGCCUGGGAGAAAAAGGUGGAGCGCAUUGAAAACAACCCGCGGCGCCGAGCCAAGGAGAGCAAGGUGCGGGAGUACUACGAGAAACAGUUCCCAGAGAUCCGCAAGCAGAGAGAGCUGCAGGAGCGUAUGCAGAGCCGUGUCGGGCAGAGAGGAGGUGGGCUGACCUCGUCUGCAGCUCGCAGUGAACAUGAGGUCUCCGAGAUCAUUGAUGGAAUAUCAGAGCACGAGAACACUGAGAAGCAAAUGCGGCAGCUGGCGGUCAUCCCUCCCAUGCUGUUUGACGCUGAGCAGCAACGCAUCAAGUUCAUCAACAUGAAUGGAUUGAUGGAUGACCCCAUGAAGGUGUACAAGGACCGGCAGGUUAUGAACAUGUGGAGCGAGCAGGAGAAGGACACUUUCAGAGAGAAGUUCAUCCAGCACCCCAAAAACUUUGGUCUGAUAGCGUCUUUUCUGGAGAGAAAGACGGUGGCGGAGUGUGUGCUGUUCUACUACCUGACCAAAAAGAAUGAAAAUUACAAGAACAUAGUGCGGAGGAACUACAGACGCAGAGGAAGAAGCCAGCACGGCCAGCAGCAGCAGCAACAGCAGCAACAAGUGCAGCGGGGCAGCCAGGAAGACAAGGAGAAGGAGGAGAAAGAGAAGGAGGGAGAGAGGGAUGAAGAAAAAAAUGAAGCUGAAGACAAGGAGGAUGGAAUGAAGGACGACACCUCUGGAGAAGAUGCAGAGGACAAAGAACCUGCUGUGGCUUUCAAGGGUCGACGCACAGCCAACAGCCAGGGGCGCCGCAAAGGCCGCAUCACCCGCUCGAUGACCAGUGAAGUGGAGGAGACCACCACGCCGCCACUCAACAAUGAGCUUGCCAAUCUGGAGAUGAAUGAGAGCUCUCGCUGGACUGAAGAAGAGAUGGAAACUGCCAAAAAAGGCCUUCUCCAGUAUGGUAGGAAUUGGUCCGCCAUCGCCAAGAUGGUGGGAUCGAAAACCGUGUCACAGUGCAAGAACUUCUACUUCAACUACAAAAAGAGGCAGAAACUGGAUGAGAUUCUGCAGCAGCAUAAAAUGAAAUCGGAGAAGGAGCGAAAGGCCCGCCGAAGGGGCAAAGCCCUGCAGAAUGAAGAGGCCAGUGCCCCGUAUACAGCAGAGGAGGAGGAGAUGGAGGGUUCAGGAGCCAGUGGCAAUGAAGAGGAGGCCCCUGAAGAUGGAGAAGGUGGAGCCAACAACAGCUCUGACACGGAGAGCCUGCCCUCACCACACUCAUCAGAGGACAGCAAGGCUAAGGAGGAAGGCUCGGGCAGGUCAAAGGCCAGCUCCACCGCAGGGGACAAGGAGGCAGCCGGGUCAGACAUGGGCCAGGCAGGGGAUGAGAAACCUCCAGUCAAGGAAGAUGGAGAAUCAGCCAUAAAACAGGAGAUAAAGACUGAGACAGGGGAGCCCAGCAAAGAGCAGUUGACACCACCCAGUGAUGCCACAGAUAAAAAACCUCCCACAGUAGAGAUGGAGGAAGUCAAAAGCUCCACUAAGAGCUCCAAGAAGGACCACGGGCCCAAAACAGGUUCACAUGGGGACAGUGACUCUAGUGCCACUUGCAGUGCUGAUGAAGUGGAAGAGACAGACAACACAGACAAGAACCGAAUGACUUCUCCACGGCCAAGUCUACUGAACUACGCUCACGAUGGCGUGAUAUCCUCCCCGCUGCAGAAGCCCAUGGACCUGAAACAGCUUAAACAGAGGGCUGCUGCUAUACCACCUAUUAUGCCAGAAGCCUCCAUGCAGGGCGGUCAGCGAAGUGUAGGUGGCAAGGCAGUGCUGCCCCCCCAUGCCCUGGCAUUGUACCAGCAGCAGAUCACCAUGGCUCAUGGGGAGUCCUCUCAGGAGGUCAAAAUGCAGCAGCAGCAACAGCAGCAGCUUUCGGGCCAGCCAGGCAAACAGCAGGCUUACACGUCACAGGCAGACAGAGACAGGGAGGCUCUUCACAGCAGCAGUCCUCGUAUUCGCCCGCGCAGCCCCUCCACCAGCGACAAGGAUGAGCUGGAAGGCAACGAGAGGUGGUUACUGACCCUCCUGCAGGGAUUAAAAAAGUCGCGGGCUUUCUCUCCGCACAGUGAAGCCAAGAAGCAGGCACUGGGCCCUGACGAUCUGAGGACCUCCAACUUGGGUCGACCAGCUCUCUCUCCGUACCCCAUGUCUCCACGAGACAUGGCCAAGAUCAGUCACGACCAGCAUGUGCUCCACUUCAACUCGUUCCAGCAAACAGGCCAUCCGUCACUCUCUAGUCUGCCACAGGACAGUGGAAGGCUAGCAGCAGUGAGGCCGAUGCCAGAGCCUCCGCCACUCAUUUCCUCCAGCAAGCCAGGAGGCUCCAUCACACAGGGCACCCCAGUGCAGUUGCACAGCCCAGCUCAUGGGUUGGACCACGGGAAGAUGACCCCCACACAGAUGGGGUUGUCUUGGAUGGAUCAGAGGAAAGUGGCAGGCCCAUUCCCUGUGGUAAAGCAGGAACAGUUGUCCCCUCGCAGCUCGUCCUCUCAAGCUGACAACCCGUCAACCCAGGGGUCGCCUCAUGAUAAUGUUUCUGGACGUGGUUCUAUUCCAGCUGUUCAGGGGGGUAGUAUCACGAAGGGCAUCCCAGGGACCAGAAUGCAUCCAGAUUCGUCAGUCUCUUACAGAGGGGGCUCCAUUACUCAGGGGACACCGGCUGAUGUGCUGUAUAAGGGAACUAUAACCCGUCUGAUCACAGAGGACAGUGCCAGCCGAGCUGAGAGGGAACGGGAUGAGGCACUGUCUAAAGCCCAUGUGCUCUAUGAGGGAAUCAGUGGGCACAUUCUCACAUAUGACCGCCCAGCUUCUCAGAACCCUAAAGAUGAAGGUCGAGGCCCCGGGCAGGCUGGGGAAAUUCUCGGCCUAAAGCGUCCAUAUGACAUUAUGGAGGGAGGCAUCUCUAGAGGACUGCCUAUGAGGGAUUCACUGUCUGCUGCCAACUGUGAAGGUCUGAUUGGUCGAGCCAUGCCUCAUGAUAGGGACAGUCCGCACCACACACCUUACAAGGAUGCUCAUCACAUCCGUGGCUCUAUCUCUCAAGGUAUACCUCGUCAUUUGGACCCUCAGGAUGGCUACCUUAGGAGAGAGCCUAAGCAGAUGAAGAGAGAGGGUUCUCCACCCCGUGGGCCCGGUUCACUUUCUGACCCAAUGAAGGGCAGAGAGGCCAUGGUGCCAACGGUGAAGGAGGCUGGGCGCUCCAUCCACCUCAUUCCCAGGGAGGAGCUCAGACAGCCUGGCAAGGAGGGCAUCAUAGCACAGGGAACACCCAUGAAGCAAGAGGCAGCUGGUUCAGGGAAACGUCAUGAUGUCCGCUCCAUCAUAGCCAGUUCACCACGUUCCUACCACAAUCCACCCUCCCACAUGGAAAUGCGUGCUGAGAGGGGCCGCUACGAAGAGACACCAAAAGGGCGGCCCAGUGCAGUGGUCAGCACUGCUAGCCCCAUGGCCCGCUCUUCCCCCCUUACACUGGGGUCAGAGCAGGGAGGCAAGGCCCAUCAUAGUCCAGUGGGCUACGAGGACAAAGGCGCCUUAAGGAACCCUUACCCUGGGCCUUCGCAUCGUGGCUCCCCUCUGUCCAGGGAGGCAAGCCAAAGGCAGCAUGAUGGUUCCAGUAAGAAUCCGCCUCAGGAGCGUAAAGCCACACCAACCCCCAGGGAAAUGAGUGCCACCAAAUCACCACUCCCAGGUGUUCCAGAUCAACAGACCUAUGAGCGUCUGCUGCAGGGUCUUGGGGCUGCAGACGUGUACCGUCAGAUCCCCUUAGCCUUUGAUCCUGCGGCGUUGCCCCGUGGCAUCCCCAUUGAACCAGCGGCCUACUACUUGCCUCGCCACCUAGCGCCCAACCCAGCAUACCCUCAUCCCUACCCCUACCUCAUCCGCGGCUUUCCCGACACUGCAGCCCUGGAUAACCGCCAGACGCUGCUAAAUGACUACAUCACGUCCCAGCAGAUGCACCAGUGGCCUGCAGCUGCUGCAAUGGCUGCCCAGCGCUCAGACCUGCUGAGGGGCCUUACUCCACGAGACCAGCCCCUUCCUAUGCCCUACUCUGCAGCCCCACGUGGGAUCAUCGAUCUUUCUCAGGUGCCACACUUACCUGUCCUGGUCCCUCCCUCUGCAGGGGCAGCCGGCUCCACAAUGGAUCGCAUCACCUACAUCCCGGGGGGAAGCACCACCUUCCCUGGCAGGCCUUACACCACCUCCCCCAUCUCACCUGUUGGGUCCUCGCACAUAAACAAAAUGCAAGGCGCAUCCUCAGAGCGCGAGCGUGAAAGAGACCGUGAACGUGACAGAGAGAGGGAGAGGGACCGGGAGAGAGACAGGGAGCGGGAGAGAGAGAGGGAGCGUGAACGUGACCGAGAGAGAGACCGGGAAAGAGAACGGGAGAGAGACCGUGAAAGGGAAAGGGACCGGGACAGAGAGCGAGACAGAGACAGAGAGCGUGACAGAGAGAAGGGCGGGUCUCUUGGAAACGUAGAGCAUGCCCCCAUCUGGCGACCAGGUACAGAGCACAGCUUGGCAAGCAGUAGUAACAGUAGUGUGAGACCUUCCUCCCAGCCGUAUAGCCACCAGCACUCCCCAGUGUCCCCUCGCACCCAGGAGAACGUGCAGCAGAGGCCAAGCGUCCUGCACAACACUGGGGGCAAGAGCCUUUCUGUCAGCGAACACUCCAGCUCAUCCGUGUUUCGGUCCAUGACCUCAGGGCAGGCCCGCUACCAAGGUUACCCUGGCCACCUCCAAAGGACAGGUGUGCCCCCUGAGGCCUACCCACCUGCCAUGGACUCAAGGGUAGCCAAAGAGCAGAGUGGCGACGGAGGCAAAAACAGGGGCGGUCUACCCAAGCACGUGCAGGACCACGGGCCUUCCAGUAAAUCUGACCCCAAGCUGUCCUGCCCCAGCCCAGGAGGAAUGUACCCUGGUUCCUACCCCUCGGUUUCAGGUCGGCCCCAGCACCUGCUGCCUCCCCAGUCGGAUAUCCCUCCUGGCCGUGGAGAAAGCGGUACACCUAGUAGGGAAAAGACUCAAAACAAACCGAUGUCCAUUCAGGAACAAGAGCUCCGAGCACUCGGUAAGACCACCAUGACUGCGGCCAACUUCAUAAACGCGAUUAUUAUGCGUCAAAUUUCUUGUGAAACGGGGAUGGCAGAGACGGGCUCGCUUGUUGCCAGCAGCGCCACUGAUGCUCAACAGAAGAUGGAGCCACACAGUCUGUACCGUCCUCCGUCUGAGGAGAGACUGUCUCCAGGCCAACAGCCCCCAUCCCCCUGUGUUAAAGGCAGCCAGAGGGUGGUCACCCUGGCACAGCACAUCAGUGAGGUGAUAACUAAAGACUAUACCAGACAGAGCCAGCAGCAACAGCAAAGCUACCACGGCUCUCCUGUCCUGGACUUGACCCGUCCACCCAGUGCCUCCCAGCCCCCGCCCACCUCACAGGAGUCUGCGCAAGGGUCCCGAUAUCAAGAGGGCCUCGGUGGGGAACGCAACAGAGACCGGUCUCCUCCUCAGGCAAAGACAUCACCUGUCAGUGUGUCAAAUGACGGCAUUGAACCAGUGUCUCCUGCUGGGGCCGGCUCUGAACCCGAGGUCCAGGGAGGGGCCUCCUACUCCAGCGAGCAGGGAGAGCAAGGAAUGGGCUCAUGCUCCCCUCCCAAUGCCUCUCAGCCUCCAGCUUUCUUCACCAAGUUGACUGAGAGCACCUCCGCUAUCGUGAGGUCAAAGAAACAAGAGAUGAUCAAGAAGUUGACAGUGGUGGGAAAUGAGGGUGAUUUCAAUGCUGGUCAGCCAGGAACAGAGAUUUUCAAUAUGCCGGCGUCUACAACUGCAGGACCUGUGAGUGUCCGCUGCCACCCAGCUCCAGAGACACCUGGUAACUCAAUAGGCCUGGAGGCCAUCAUAAGGAAGGCCUUAAUGGGCAAAUACGAUGAGUCUGAGGAACGCUCUCCAUCCAACGCUGCGAACCCGAUAGCUGCUGCUGUGUCUGCUGGUAUGCCUGCAGCUGACGGACGUGUUGAAGACUUUUUCUCACAAGGUGGGGGGAAGUCCUCAAAGGGCAGCGGGCGCUCUAAUGGGCGGAAGGCCAAAUCUCCAGGACCAGGUCUGUCAGGGGGCGAGAGACCGUCCUCUGUAUCCUCAGUCCACUCUGAGGGAGACUGCAACAGAAGGACUCCUCUUACCAACCGUGUCUGGGAGGAUCGGCCUUCAUCCACAGGUUCAACUCCAACUCCCUUCCCCUGUAACCCGCUGAUCAUGCGUUUCCCCAGUGGGACGGUGUCUGCUCCCUCCCCCUCUUCUGGCCAGCUGGGAGGCCAGGGGCCAGGACCUGGGCAGGGCCGGUCCUGGGAGGAGGAGCCCAAGCCUCUACUCAUGUCUCAGUACGAGACACUGUCUGACAGCGAGUGACCCAGAAAUCUGUCAUACCACAAGACCCGCUAACAGUCAACCAACUCUGUGCUGCUGCAGCAGCCACACACACACACACACACACACACACACACACACACCUGCUGAGGCAUCUGCAAACCUACCCACACCAUUCCACUCUGCAUUUCCUCCGUCAGUUUUCAAGCAAGGAUUGUGUCCUCCUCCUUUCACACACCUGAGACGCCAAGCAACAACGAGCUGAGACACUGCUGCUCCGUGUGUGCGUGUGUGUAUGUUUGCACUUACGUGUUAUGCAUUCACUCCAGGACUACUCUAAAGGACAAAUCACUUUUUUUCUGUUUGUUCUUCUUUUCUUUUUCUUUUUUUUAUUUUUUUUUUAACUUUACUACUUUUCCUCACUGGCCUUAUCAAUAUAGACACAUUGACCUGCACCUUUGGGUGUACCGCUCUAAUGUGCUGACACUUAUGUAGAAGGGACUCUGAGGUCGUGUUGCUGGUCCGGUCAGGAGCCUGAUGACGGCUGCUUGAGUGACAGAUUUUGACCACAGAUCUGACCUGAGAGCAGCAGCCCUGCACAGCGAGGACCCUCUCAUGUUUCUACACGGUGAACUCCAGGUGCAGACAGCCUGAGCACUGCUACCACUACAAGAACACGUGCAAAGCAACGGGAGGAGAAUCAACAUCCUGUUUUUUUUUUUUUGUUUUUUUUUUCUUGUUUCGGUUCUUUAUUUUGCUCCUUUAAAUUCAGUCAGUCCAGUCCUGUGUUUGGAACGUGAGCUGAGACCUUUAGUACAUUUUGAUGGUGAACUUUUGAUGGUGUCAUUUGUUGUCUAUUAUCUGCAAUGAUGUAUCUUUUUUGGGGCAGGGGCAGGGGCAGGGGCCAGAGAUUGUUAUGCGGGAGGGUCAUAUCAUUGGUUUACAGGGUAAACAUGCUGUUCAUUGCUGAUGUCGUCAUAUAUUGGGUUGGGGGGUUGGGGCGGGGGUUCCUGAGGAAAGGCAAAGGCCUGUUGACUUCAGGCAUCCACGUGGGGAGAGAGAUGAUUUGCCAGAUGGAUGGCACUGAAACAAGUGACACUUUCUCACUGUUUUUAUAUUAACCAUGUCUGUGUUUGUUGAAACAGUUUUUGGAUAUUAAGCACUUAGUUGUCAGUCUGUUCACAAUGGCAUUUUUAAGAAUCUGUGUUUCCUGGGGCAGGUUGAAAAAUGGACUCAAGAACAGCAUAGAAAUCCCACUGUGGAGGUAUCCUUUAACACCUAUCUGUUUAUUUUGGUCUUGCCACCGAUAUUCUUUAUGGCUCCCACACUCAAAGCGACAAUCACAUUUUAGUGAACGACGACUAAGCCGCUUCGAGCAGGUGCAGACCAACCUUAAAGCUGCUUAAAGGCAAACUCCUCAGCAUUACAUGGAGUUUGCUCGCAUUGAAGAGGUGACACAAAAAAAGCCAUCUUUCUAUGACCCUUGGUCCAUGGUGGUGUCAGCUUCAGCUGGCCCGCUAGAAUCCCGUCUAGGAGCUGUUGUGACGGCCUGACCUCUGACCUUUUACUGCCUAGAAGAGGAGCUGAGACCCAACUUCUCAUCCAGGCAGAUUUUGUACAGUUAUGAGAUAUUCCUAGUGUUAAGUGCCAUUUAUUUUACAUAUACAGUACUGAAGUUACCAAGUGACGCACAACUUUUCUUUUAGCCCCCCAUGACAGGGUUUAUACUGUCCACGCAGGGAAAUCUGAAAACUAAACAGAAACGUCCUCUUUUUUUUAAAGAAAAAAAUAUUGUGUGCAUUUUUUCUUCUUUUUUUUCAAAUCCAUCACAGCCUUAGCUUUUAACUUUUUCACUCAUUAGAUUUAUCUUCAAACCAAGCUGUGUCACAGGGCAGCUUAGCUGGGCCUGCAUCAAACAUUCUCUCCACUUUGACAUACUUCAAGUGUACUUCAUUACACCCCCGUGUUUGUACUGGUCGGAGGAAGUCGAGGGGAAGGCAUCGGAAAGCAUUCUGGUAGUUUUAUGUAACAUUAGUUGACAUGUUCUCACAGUUUACUGCAGUAUUUUAAAGGUCACCCUCUCUGUAAAUGAUGUGAAAUGUGUCCGGCUUUUGGCUCUGUGCAACCAGGGACGAAUUCUGUCCUCUGACUGAACACUCUGAAGCGAUGGCAGUGAGAUUGUUUAAUGGUUUAGAAAGAAUUACCUCUCUAUCUUCAUUUAGUCACAGUGGAUUCUCACAAACAUGACUGUUAUAGGACUACCUCCUCUCCCUCCUUCAUCCUACCUGUCAGUGCUGAAGCAUCCAGCAUGCCACAUCUACAGAAAGCUCAGCCAUGUUUAAGGUCUGAUGGGGUUUUUUUUGGUUGUUUUUUUUUUUUUUUAAAUCAUGGCUGAUGGAGGGUUUGUAAUUUCAUCAGGAAACGGCAGAAAUACAGCCAGGCUUUGUACAUUGGUCUCUCUGCGUGUAUAUCAUUUAUCCACUGAUGAUAUUUAAGAAUGUGACGGUAAACAGACUAAGCCAUAUCCAGCUGUUCCCUAAACCGAUGAUGGACUAAUGUGUUGUUUUUAAAAGUAUACUGAAAUGAAUUUUAACAUGCAUCCAUUUUUGUUAAGAGUUUGUUUUGAUUUCAGUCGUGUCACAGAUCUGAAAAUAAUCAUUCAAAAAACAUGAAAAGACAAAGUUGAUUUCUGAUGUGUUCCCUGGACUGUCAAAGGGGGGAGGGGUGGGGGGGGAUUGACAUAAACAGUACAUUGUUCAACCAUUUUGUGCAUAAUGAUUUUUUUUUUAUUAUAACCCACUGUAUAAUAGCAAGGAUUGUAUAUAAAACUGAAGAGAUGUAAAUAUUUAUGUGGCUUGCUUCAAGGUUGGUAUUACAAAAAAAAUAAAUAAAAGAAAAGAAAUAUUCACAUGGUUAAAAUUCUACAUGCCCACCAGCAAGCUUUGUGGAUAGCAGUGUAAAAAUGAAAAACAAAAAAGACACUGCCUUAAUGUUUAAAUAAAAAGCUUAUUGCCAUUCAUG
This is a messenger RNA of Epinephelus fuscoguttatus (brown-marbled grouper), 10662 nucleotides long. It is a transcript of the gene ncor2, whose product is annotated as nuclear receptor corepressor 2. The record is from RefSeq and is a predicted model, not a curated record. Gene Ontology annotation, biological process: negative regulation of transcription by RNA polymerase II. Gene Ontology annotation, molecular function: transcription corepressor activity. Bases 340 to 7683 code for a protein of 2447 amino acids. The transcript has 47 exons. Lineage: Eukaryota; Metazoa; Chordata; Actinopteri; Perciformes; Serranidae.